AUGUACCGAAAGACAAUCCUCCCCACAGACGAGGAGCUGGGCAAAAAAGACGAUGAUCACCGGUUCAAGCCAGCGCGAAAGCCCGGCUGGCUCAUAUGGAACCAGCCAGUUCGCUGGCGAAGGCGCCGAAUCCUGCUUGCAGUAACCGGCCUGGUCUUGCUCUACUAUCUUUUCCAAGGUACCGCACACGGCCGCGCCGAGUCUGCCCUCCGACAAUAUCCAUCGCAGUUUGGACGGCCCAUCACACCUACGUACGAGAAACCGACCGUAGACGAAGACGAGCCUACGGGAGCGCCUCCCGGCAUACAGAAGCCACGGCGUGGAGACGCUGCACCUCAUGCGUACGACGGCCAGAUACGGUACUUUCGGCUAGCCAGCACGUUGCGAUCCGAUGCGUCACGGACGAGCGGCUAUGAAAAGAAGAACCAAAACAUCAUCUUUGCCAUGUCAAGCCUCAAGAGCGCUUCAACACUGCUGGCCAUGGCGUGCGACAUGGCCAAAUUGAAUCGGAAUUAUGUCCAUGCGGUUUUCAUGGGCCGCGACAACAUACCCUUGGAGGACUUGCUGCACAUCAAUGGCAUAGACACGGCCUCCUGCUCUGUUACAUGGCACGAUGCACGGCCAGACUACACCGAAUAUAGCACUGAUGCCCGCGCCGAGUCGGCAGUAAAAGGUGCCAUGGCGCACAUCAAUAGCUUCCUGCACCCUCAGGCCGCCAUCAUCGACGACUCUUCGUCAGAGAACGCUUUUUUUGUUCGAGGCAUGACAAGCAAGACUGAUGCGUUGCAAAUGGCUCUUAUCCAAGUGCCCAAGGAUAAACUGCAAGACUUGACAUGGGUGACGAGACUUGACUCCGCAUCGCUUAAGCACUGGCAUGAUCCUAUUGUAGACAUUCUGAUUCAGGUGCCACCGGGCUCGUCGAGCGUUUUGCGGCUACUCCAGUCUAUCAAGGACGCUGAUUACAGUGGACUGAGACCGCCUCGUAUCACGAUCGAGCUACCCGCGGAACUAGACCUGUCGGUGAAAGAGCGCAUAGAAAGCUUCAAGUGGCCGCCAAACAGCGACGAGCACACGGUGGGAGGCGGACUGGUCAUCAGACGGCGCAUCGCGAAUCAUCAUGACAGCCAGGAGGCCGCCGCCAUACGCUUCCUCGAGCUGUUCUACCCCGCGAACCCUAGUAAGUCGCACGUGCUCCUACUGUGCCCACAGGCGCAGGUCGCCCGACAAUACUUUCACUUUGUCCACUAUAUGGUGUAUGAGUACAAGUACUCUAUAUUUGGUGCUCCUGAAAGUGGGGGCUUGAUGGGCGUGAGCCUUGAGCUGCCAUUGACGCAUUUGGACAACAAGAAGAAGCUGCAACCUCCAACCAUCAAGGAUAUGCAUAACGACCAGUACAAAGUCUCGUAUCCAAAUGCCAAGGACGCACCAUUUUUGUGGCAGGCGCCAAACAGCCACGCAACAUUGUUCUUUGGCGAUAAAUGGGCCGAAUUGCACUCGUUCCUAAGCAAGCGAGUCACCAAGCGUCAAGCUUUGAAAAAAUCAGUAUCUCGGGCAAAGCUGGUAUCAGAGACGCAACCGGCUUGGACCGAGUAUAUGCUCGAGUUGAUGCGAGCCCGAGGCUACUCAUUGCUGUAUCCUGCCAUGACUUCUGAUGCCUUCGUCACUAUACACAACGAGCUUUACCAGGCUCCAGAGGAGUUUCGUGUACCACCGCCUACUGCCGGCCAGGAAGCGCAAGUGCCGGAAAAGGAGGAUGUUUUUGUUCGCACUGGAGAAUCACGGCGGGCCCCUCCAACCGUAGAGCGGCACAUGGUGGCUGGCGCAGUGCCUCUACAUGAAGCACUCCCGUUCGACGGCAACCUUCCCAACAUUGCCGACCUGCCACGACUGCUGUACGACGGCCAGAAGAUUCAUCCAGCCAACGUGUCAAUCAUUGCCCAGUCAUUUGCAGAUGAGUUCCGCCAAGAGAUUGGUGGUUGCCGAAUGGUUAAAGGGAAGCACAGGAAGAGAGUGACAGGCGAGGCGGGAGACUUAUUUUGCUUUGGCAAUGAGAGCGAGGAAGAUUGGGAAAAGGAUAUAACGCGAGAGGCGGAGAUGUUCAACGCGCCGAUUGACGAUGAGCUGGAGAAACUGUUGGUUAUAGAUGGGCGGCCUCCUCCUUCCAAGACGACGUCAACGACGGCGAGAGCAGCUACACGCACUGCAGUUGUAGCUGCUGGCGUGUAG
Messenger RNA from Exserohilum turcica Et28A, 2226 nucleotides. RefSeq lists its product as uncharacterized. Bases 1 to 2226 code for a protein of 741 amino acids. Lineage: Eukaryota; Fungi; Ascomycota; Dothideomycetes; Pleosporales; Pleosporaceae. The transcript is spliced from 2 exons. The record is from RefSeq and is a predicted model, not a curated record.